Molecule: messenger RNA, 1842 nt
Organism: Penicillium verhagenii
Lineage: Eukaryota; Fungi; Ascomycota; Eurotiomycetes; Eurotiales; Aspergillaceae
Product: putative amino acid transporter
Exons: 2
Coding region: 1-1842 (613 amino acids)
Biological process (GO): amino acid transmembrane transport
Cellular component (GO): membrane
Molecular function (GO): L-amino acid transmembrane transporter activity
Source: RefSeq, a predicted model, not a curated record
AUGUCAAAUCCAUUCGCUCACGAGUCCAGAAAUGGCAACCUCGCCGCUCCACGAGAUUCACUAGAACUCGCAUCCCUCGCCUCGUCUUCCCCCGCCUCGAUAGACGGUUCGUCACGCUCAUCGUCCCCGGACGGCAUCUCGUCAUCGCGCAAGCUCUCCCUCGAGGAUGAAGAUCCUUUGGCCGGCCCUGCAGAAGACGGCUACCUCGAAUCAGGCCACACACGGGGUCUCCGAUCAUACUCGGUUUCCUCCGCGUUCGACUUUGGUGGCAACCUCUUCCCACUCUCACAAACACAAGGUGGCUAUGCACCGUUAGGCACCCCGUCGCUAGAUCGCCAAGGUCAAGACGGAUCAUUGGAACGGAAUAAGACAUUAACAUACCUGAAUGGUCUGUCACUAAUUGUCGGUCUGAUUAUUGGCUCUGGAAUCUUUUCGUCCCCGAGUCAAGUCAACGCCAACGCCGGGUCUCCGGGCGCCUCGCUCAUAGUCUGGGCCGUGGCGGGCCUGCUCGCCUGGACGGGCGCUGCUAGUUAUGCAGAGCUAGGAGGCGCAAUCCCGCUGAAUGGCGGUGCUCAGGUGUACCUGUCGAAGAUCUUUGGAGAUCUGAUGGGCUUUUUGUUUACUUGGUGUGCGGUGUUGGUGCUGAAACCGGGGUCGGCAGCGAUCAUUGCGAUCAUUUUUGGAGAAUAUGUCGUGCGAGGAUUUGUCGGAGCCGACGUGGUGAUGGGCAAUCCGUGGAUCAACAAAGGUGUUGCGCUCGGCGGAUUAAUGCUUGUGACGGUGUUCAAUUGCAUCUCGACCAAGAUCGCUACUCGCAUCGGUGAUCUUCUCAUGUUCUUCAAGUUCAUCGCUUUACUAUUUGUAACCGUGACGGGAGUCGUGGUCGCCAUCACGGGCUUCUCAGCCAAAGGAGAUGCCAAUGAGGAGUGGAAAACUCACGGAUGGUUCGAGGGUACUAAUACCGAGAUCUCUGAUUUUGCCGUCGCGCUGUAUGCGGGUCUGUGGGCUUUUGAUGGCUGGGACAAUACCAAUUAUGUGACCGGCGAAUUCAAGAACCCGAAUCGCGAUCUACCCCGAGUUAUUCAUACGGCCAUGCCAUUGGUCAUUCUCUCAUAUCUGCUAGCCAACGUCGCCUAUUUCCUCGUCCUCCCACAUGAUACCAUUGAAGCCAGCAACACCGUCGCCGUUCAAUUCGGUAGUAAAGUAUUUGGCCCCGUGGGUGGUCUGGUGUUGGCGCUCGUGGUAUCAGCCAGUUGUUUCGGCACCCUGAAUGCCACCACUUUCACCAGUGGUCGGCUGGUAUAUGCGGCGGGCAAGGAAGGUUAUCUUCCCUCAAUAUUUGGCCGACUUGGAUUCUCCGGCUCGGCUUCUCAAGGACCACCAGCUGGUAGCCGCCUUCGUAGCCGGUCAUGGGCUCGGCGGUCAAUUUCGCGUGUGCUGGGUGACGAUGCGCGACUCGGCUUCACGCCCAUCAACGCCAUGGCUUUCAACGCCACCUUGACUGCCAUCUAUAUUGUGGUGGGUGAGUUUGGAACGCUUGUGACCUUUUAUGGAGUUGCAGGUUAUACGUUUUAUUUCCUGACGGUAUUGGGAUUGAUUGUUUUGCGCAUUCGUGAACCGCAUCUGGAGCGCCCGUACCGGACGUGGAUCACGACUCCCCUUAUCUUCUGCUGUGUCAGUCUAUUCCUCCUCAGUCGAGCCGUGAUUGCCGAACCUCUCCAAACCCUUAUUGUUGUGGCCUUUAUCAUCACCGGAGUCCCCGUCUACUAUUGGCGCAUCUACCAGCGAGAUGGACGAAGUGGAAUCUCUGGAUGGAAGUUUUGGAAAUGGCGCACCAAGUAA